AUGACUCAAGAUCUGAGUGUCGAGAGGCCCAUGGAGGCUCGUACCGGCAGGGAGAAUCAGCGUUACGGUUCCCUAGGAGAGCGCCUCGUAGCCGGCAUUGUGCCCCUCUCGAACGACCGCAAGUCAGUUCUUCUGAUUCAGUCCAUGCGCCGUGGCGGCUGGGUCCUCCCCAAAGGCGGCUGGGAAGUCGAUGAGACAGUCGAAGAAGCUGCCUGCCGCGAGGCCUGGGAAGAAGCUGGUGCUGUCUGCAGGAUCCACGCCGACCUAGGCAAGAUCCCCGAGAAGCGGAAACCGGAGCAGCUUACGACACAAGCUCCCAAGGCCGCCUACCAGUUCUUCGAAGCCACCGUCGACGAGGUCAAGGAGGAGUGGCCAGAAAAGCACAAGCGCAAGAGAAGGUGGAUGGGCUAUAAGGAGGCUAUCGUCUUGUUGAAGGACAGACCCGAGUUGUCAGAAGCUCUCAACAGAAGCAGCAUCGACAAGCAACUCUGA
Messenger RNA from Aureobasidium pullulans EXF-150, 492 nucleotides. RefSeq lists its product as uncharacterized. Lineage: Eukaryota; Fungi; Ascomycota; Dothideomycetes; Dothideales; Saccotheciaceae. The transcript is spliced from 2 exons. Bases 1 to 492 code for a protein of 163 amino acids. Gene Ontology annotation, cellular component: nucleus; cytoplasm. Gene Ontology annotation, biological process: diadenosine pentaphosphate catabolic process; diphosphoinositol polyphosphate metabolic process; adenosine 5'-(hexahydrogen pentaphosphate) catabolic process. Gene Ontology annotation, molecular function: endopolyphosphatase activity; bis(5'-adenosyl)-pentaphosphatase activity; bis(5'-adenosyl)-hexaphosphatase activity. The record is from RefSeq and is a predicted model, not a curated record.